UGUUCCUAUUUGGAAGACAACCCCAAAUCCCAAACCCACCCAGAAAGGGGAAAGCAAAGUCGGAGCCGCAGGCUAGGGUUUCUCGACGGCUUCACCGCCCUCGCCGCCAUGGACGCGCAGCGAGCCCUCCUCGACGAGCUCAUGGGCACAGCUCGCAACUUGACGGAGGAGGAGAAGAAGGGGCACAAGGAGCUGAAGUGGGACGAUCCCGACGUGUGCGGUCCCUACAUGGUCCGGUUCUGCCCUCACGACCUCUUCGUCAACACCAAGAGCAACCUCGGGACGUGCUCGAGGAUCCAUGAUCCGAAGCUCAAGGAGAGCUUUGAGAAGUCUCCUCGGCAUGAUAGUUAUAUGCGAAGGUUUGAGGCAGAGCUUGCACAACAAUGUGAGAAAUUGGUAGUGGAUUUGGAUAGAAAAAUAAGGCGUGGUCGAGAAAGAUUGGCUCAUGAUUCUGCUGUGCCAAUGCCAAUCCCUGGAAAAAUAGCUGAGCAGCUCUCAGCACGAGAAGAACAGGUCAAGAAGCUGCUGGAGCAAAUCGAGGAGCUUGGUGAGGCUGGUAAAGUGGAUGAGGCUGAGGCACUUAUGAGGAGGGUUGACAUUCUAAAUGCUGAGAAGACAGCUUUAGCUAACCAAGCGGACAACAAAGUGGCCAUGCUUGAGAAGAAGAUGGAACUUUGCGAAACAUGCGGAUCAUUCUUAGUUGCUGAUGAUGCUCUUGAGAGGACGCAGUCCCAUGUGACUGGGAAACAGCACAUAGGUUAUGGCAUGGUUAGAGAUUUUCUAGCAGAGUACAAGGCUGCAAAAGAGAAGGCUAAAGAGGAAGAGAGGCUUGCAAGGGAGCAGAAAGCAGAGGAACGUCGGAAACAGAGGGGUAAAGAGUACGACAGUGGGGGCAGGGACAGUGGUACCAGAAGGGAGAGGUCUGGGGAGCGUGACUAUGAUCGUGAUCGUCAGUAUGAGCGAAGCCGUGGAAGAGAUAGGUCCUAUGAUUACAGAGAUAGAGGAUCAGAGUAUCGGAGCAAUUCCUACAGAAAUGGGAGGGAUUCUGAAAGAGGAGGCCACAGAUACAGGAGUGGUGAUAUGACAAAUGACCGAGGGAGAAUGAGGAGCAGGUCACGUUCUCCAAGCAGGCAUGGCUAUGGAAGAUCUAGAAGUCCAGAUCAUUAGCUGAACAUUUAGAUAGUUUUAUUCACAGUUGGGACUCAUGAGGUAGACCGUUCCCUUUUGCUAUUUAUUACUGUACAAUGGGUUUUAUUGAAGUGUCGCACUUGUUUUAAGUCUCUGCUCUGCUGUAACAGCUCUGUUGGAACCCUACAGUCUUCCUUUUUACAUGGGAAAAAAAUCUCAGGUAGGUAUUGAUUGUCCUUCCCACAAUUUUUGUGACUUUGAUAUUCUAUAUGUAUGCUGAAGCUUUGUUUCGAUAUUGGAAUCGAAAUUCUAAAAGCUGAAAAAUAGUACAAUGAGACCAGUACUGGACUUCAUGUAUGGAUGCUGAUAUUUACAGCCUAUGGCAGGUAAACCUUGAACAUUAAUGUUUCAUGUUACACACUUUUUGUUUCCCUUCAUAACUUUGCUAGAAAGCCUUUUGGUUUUGCUGUGUUGUGAUUGGUCGCUCUUUGCCUUAGAUUUUACACCACUCAGGCCAGGUCUCUAUUACUGUCAAAAAUUAUGUAUAAUUGUGACUUUUGUAGCUGUAAUUGUUAUGAGGUAAUGUCUUCGGGAAGAACAAUCAGGCAAAAUGAUCCAGGAACAGUUCUAGUCACCAACAUAUUUGUUUUGUGGAACCAUUGUAAUAACUCUUCAAGAGAUCAGGUUUUGGUUGUACAUAACUGUACCCUGCUAAGAACCACUGGGACCGCAGAGUUCUUGACUCUGGUUAUUGGCUCCAAGUCUAGUUCAAAGAAGGUUCUAUUUCUACUGCAAAAUAUGAGAUAACUUCCUACGGUUGUGGAGCCUCUAAUGGGUGUGCUAUUAUGGUAGAUAUGGUGUAUUCUAAAUAUGCAAUACUAAUAGAUGAUCUGCUUGAGUGUAUCUGACAAGUUAUACUUUGGAUCAAUUGACGUUUUAUGAUUUC
Molecule: messenger RNA, 2074 nt
Organism: Setaria italica (foxtail millet)
Lineage: Eukaryota; Viridiplantae; Streptophyta; Magnoliopsida; Poales; Poaceae
Product: luc7-like protein 3
Exons: 7
Coding region: 109-1167 (352 amino acids)
Biological process (GO): mRNA splice site recognition
Cellular component (GO): U1 snRNP; U2-type prespliceosome
Molecular function (GO): mRNA binding
Source: RefSeq, a predicted model, not a curated record